ACCCAUACUGCCAUACAUUUGAAGUUUCAGUCGAGCUGUCGGCUGCUUGCUUUCUUGCUUUCUUAAUUCUGUGAAAUUUGCAAGCAAAAACUUGUUCGUGAUUAAGAAGUGAUUUAAAAAGUUCUGUAAACAUGUUUCAAGCAAGAACGAUAAAUGCUGAACACAAAGACCUGAUUCAUGAUGUAGCUUAUGAUUUUUAUGGGCGUCGAUUGGCUACUUGUUCCUCCGACCAGAGUGUUAAAGUUUUUGACCUGGAUGAAAAUGAUGAAUGGAGAUUGACUGCUGAUUGGAAGACUCAUGCUGGUUCUGUUUGGAAAGUAAAUUGGGCUCAUCCUGAAUUUGGUCAAAUUUUAGCCACUUGCUCAUUUGACAGAACAGCUGCAAUUUGGGAAGAAAUUGUUGGUGAAUCAGGGAAUUCAACGCAGAGUAAAAACCAAAGUCAUUGGGUGAAAAGGACAAGUUUGGUAGAUUCAAGAACCAAUGUGACUGACAUCAAAUUUGCUCCAAAACACAUGGGACUAUUGUUAGCUAUGUGUUCAGCUGAUGGAGGAGUUAGAAUAUAUGAAGCCCCAGACAUUAUGAACCUAAGUCAAUGGAGUUUGCAGCAAGAAAUAACACUGAAAAUGCCUGUGUCUUGUCUAUCAUGGAAUCCGUCAUUUUCUCGUCUCCAUCCUCCAAUGUUGGCAGUUGGUAGUGAUGACACGAAUGUCGCCUCUGGUGGAAAAGUGUUUCUGUUUGAGUACAGUGAAAGCUCCCAUCGCUGGUCUAAAGCUGAAACUAUCAACACAAUAGUCGACCCAGUGCAUGACAUAGCAUUUGCACCUAACUUGGGAAGAAGUUACCACAUUCUAGGAAUUGCAAGCAAAGAUGUUAGAAUAGUUAUUCUUAAACCACCUCAGAAAGAUGCUUAUGCAGCAGCUUGUCCAACUUCCCAGUUGGAGAUACUGCAGGCAGCCCAAUUUGAUGACCAUCAUUCUACUGUUUGGAGAAUCUCUUGGAACAUUACUGGAACUAUUCUAGCUUCUUCAGGAGAUGACGGCUGUUUAAGAAUGUGGAAAGCCAACUAUUUGCAGAAUUGGAAAUGCAUUGCCGUGUUGAAAGGUGAUGGAUCGGGUGUAAGUCCAGAAGACGGAACUGAUCGUGAUAAAACCGUUUCUGCAGCAACUGCUCGUUACUUUAAACUUGGCGCAAUCAGCAAUCCAAAUCAAGUACCCUGGCACUAACAUUUACUUCCCAAUUUUUAUGAUAAUAAUAUGUCUCUUCCAAUCCACACAAAUAACUGGGAGUUUUCAUUUCUGGAGAAACCCAUGGUCUCGAAAAUGGAAAGUUGUUCUGAAGAAAUAAAUGAAAUGAUAUGGA
Messenger RNA from Daphnia pulicaria, 1359 nucleotides. It is a transcript of the gene Nup44A, whose product is annotated as nucleoporin SEH1-like. The transcript has 6 exons. Gene Ontology annotation, cellular component: nuclear pore outer ring; Seh1-associated complex. Gene Ontology annotation, biological process: cellular response to amino acid starvation; positive regulation of TORC1 signaling. Bases 132 to 1223 code for a protein of 363 amino acids. The record is from RefSeq and is a predicted model, not a curated record. NCBI's taxonomy places the organism in Eukaryota, Metazoa, Arthropoda, Branchiopoda, Diplostraca, Daphniidae. Gene Ontology annotation, molecular function: protein binding; structural molecule activity.